Molecule: messenger RNA, 1557 nt
Organism: Ochotona princeps (American pika)
Lineage: Eukaryota; Metazoa; Chordata; Mammalia; Lagomorpha; Ochotonidae
Gene: SOAT2
Product: sterol O-acyltransferase 2
Exons: 15
Coding region: 1-1557 (518 amino acids)
Biological process (GO): cholesterol metabolic process; cholesterol efflux
Cellular component (GO): endoplasmic reticulum membrane
Molecular function (GO): fatty-acyl-CoA binding; cholesterol O-acyltransferase activity; cholesterol binding
Source: RefSeq, a predicted model, not a curated record
AUGGAGCCAAGGGGAUCCCACAUGCGGAGGAGGGAACGCCUGGGAGCGAAACCCAAGGAGCUGCAUCCCGGAGGAGGAGACACAGAGCUGCAGGGAUCCCCCGACUUGGAGCAAUGGACCCAAAAUAUGGAGGCUGUGAAGCAGCGAUUGCUGGAGCAAGCGGAGCCGCAGCUGCGGAAGCUGCUGGAUCGGGCCAUGUGGGAGGCUGUGCAGGCGUACGUGCUGCGUGACAAACCUCCGCCCGCUGCUGCCCCAGAUUCCCGGAGCAGGGACCGGCGGCCAUCGCCAGGGAAACGGAAAGUUUUCAUCACCCGCAAGUCCCUGAUUGACGAGCUGUUGGAGGUGCAGCAUGUCCGCACCGUCUACCACUUGUUCAUUGCUGGCCUGUGCUUCAUCAUCAGCAUCCUGGCCGUGGACUUCAUCGAUGAAGACAGGCUGAUGUUGGAGUUGGACCUUCUGAUCUUCAGCUUCGGACAAUUGCCCCUGGCGUUGGCGACCUGGGUCCCCAUGUUCCUGUCCACUUUGUUGGUGCCCUACCAGGCCCUGUGGCUGUGGGCGAGGCCCUGUGCCCUGGGGGCGGGCCUGGGCUGCACCUUGCUGGUUGCCCACGCAGUGCUGCUGUGCGCGCUCCCAGUGCACAUGGCCCUGCAGCACCAGCUGCCGCCUGCCUCCCGCUGCAUCCUGGUCUUCGAGCAGGUGAGGCUCCUGAUGAAGAGUUACUCCUUCCUGAGAGAAUCCAUGCCUGGAAUCCUUUCUGCCAGAGGAGGUGAGGGGACCCAGACCCCCAGUUUUUCCAGCUAUCUCUACUUCCUCUUCUGCCCCACACUCAUCUACAGGGAGACGUACCCCAGGACUCCCAGCAUCAGGUGGAACUAUGUGGCCAAGAACUUGGCGCAGGCCUUUGGCUGUGUGCUAUAUGCCUCCUUCAUCCUGAGCCACCUCUGUGUGCCCGUCUUUGCCAACAUGAGCCGUGAGCCCUUCAGUACCCGGAGCCUUGUGCUGUCCAUCCUGCACUCCACACUGCCAGGCAUCCUCAUACUGCUCCUCAUCUUCUUCGCCUUCCUCCACUGCUGGCUCAACGCCUUCGCUGAGAUGCUGCGAUUCGGAGACCGGAUGUUCUACCGGGACUGGUGGAACUCCACCUCCUUCUCCAACUACUACCGCACCUGGAACGUGGUGGUCCACGACUGGCUGUACAGCUAUGUGUACCAGGACGGGCUGUGGCUCCUGGGUGGCCGAGCGCGAAGCACAGCCAUGCUGGGUGUGUUCCUCAUCUCUGCCGUGGUCCAUGAGUACAUCUUCUGCUUCGUCCUGGGCUUCUUCUACCCUGUCAUGUUCACGCUCUUCCUUGUCACUGGAGUGUUGCUGUACUUCAUCAUGAGUGACCAGUACACAGGCCCAGCAUGGAACGUGCUGAUGUGGGCCAUGCUGACUCUGGGCCAGGGCGUCCAGGUCAGCUUGUACAGCCAGGAGUGGUACGCACAGCAGCGCUGUCCCCUGCUGCAGAGGAGCUUCUGGGAGCUGGUGACGCCACGAUCUUGGUCCUGCCGCGCAUAA